AUGCAAACAGCCAUCUUUAAAAUUUGCCGCCGUGCCGCCUUCCUGAAAUGCACUCCAUUCACACGCGCCCUUACAACUUACUCAGGUGGUCAACCUUCAGAGGGACAGGGAGGUUUCUAUGGAUCAGCCAAGACGCGCUCUGAGACCGGCUCCAAGUUUCGCCCUGGUGCUCGCGCUGAGCCUCAGGAUCUGACUAAGCUGCAACAUCUAAUGAAUCAAUGGGAAGCGCAAAAGGUUUCUCUGGCCGCUGAAGAACGUAAGAAGCUGCUUGCUCGGAUUGCCAGCGAAGAAGGGACGCUGAUUCAGAGGCUUCUCAUUCGUGGUGCACCUGUGUGGGGACUUUCCACGCAGCAACGCGAAUUUGUAGCCGAAUGUAACGAAGUUUGCCCGUAG
This is a messenger RNA of Plasmopara halstedii, 393 nucleotides long. RefSeq lists its product as uncharacterized. The transcript has a single exon. The record is from RefSeq and is a predicted model, not a curated record. Lineage: Eukaryota; Oomycota; Peronosporomycetes; Peronosporales; Peronosporaceae. The coding region runs from base 1 to 393 and encodes 130 amino acids.